Molecule: messenger RNA, 3577 nt
Organism: Synchiropus splendidus (mandarinfish)
Lineage: Eukaryota; Metazoa; Chordata; Actinopteri; Syngnathiformes; Callionymidae
Gene: ahcyl2b
Product: adenosylhomocysteinase like 2b
Exons: 17
Coding region: 21-1814 (597 amino acids)
Biological process (GO): L-methionine cycle
Cellular component (GO): cytosol
Source: RefSeq, a predicted model, not a curated record
AGGGCUCACGGAGCUGCAGCAUGUCAGUCCAGGCAGUGGCAGCGAAAAUGGCAGAGGUCGAACUCAAAGACGUCCCGGCUGGCAAAGACUCUCCAGCCCAGUCCCCGCUGACACCCACCUCGGAGGGUAAGAGUCUUCCCCGAAGUUCCCCGAACGAGGCUGGUUCCUCCGCUGACGCGGAGCCCUCCGCUAAAGCGGCGGAAAGCAGCCCGGGCUUGCUCACUCCGAACCCGGCGAAGAUGCCGCAGGCUUCGGCUAUGAAGCGGACGGACCCGCAGCAGAACGGCGGGGAGGCUUUCGUCAACCGGGACGGCACUGUGGCGGAAGCUCCACGGAUGAAGAAGAUCCAGUUUGCCGACCAAAAGCAGGAGUUCAACAAGCGUCCAUCCAAGAUAGGCCGCCGCUCUCUAUCCCGAUCCAUCUCCCAGUCCUCCACAGAUAGCUACAGCUCAGCGGCGUCGUACACAGACAGCUCUGAUGAUGAGACCUCUCCUCGAGACAAGCAGCAGAAGAACUCUAAGGGAAAUGGAGACUUCUGCAUCAAGAACAUCAAGCAGGCCGAUUUUGGUCGCAGAGAGAUUGAGAUUGCUGAGCAAGAGAUGCCCGCUCUCAUGGCUCUGCGGAAACGAGCUCAGGGAGAAAAACCCCUCGCUGGUGCCAAAGUGGUCGGAUGUACUCACAUCACUGCUCAGACUGCUGUCCUGAUGGAAACUCUGUCUGCUCUCGGGGCUCAGUGUCGGUGGGCCGCCUGCAACAUUUACUCCACCCAGAAUGAGGUGGCAGCUGCCCUGGCAGAAGGAGGUUUCAGUGUGUUUGCAUGGAAGGGCGAGUCUGAGGACGACUUCUGGUGGUGCAUCGACCGCUGCGUCAAUGUGGAGGGCUGGCAGCCAAACAUGAUUUUGGACGACGGUGGCGACUUGACUCACUGGAUCUACAAAAAGUAUCCCAACAUGUUCAAGAAGAUCAAGGGCAUCGUGGAGGAGAGUGUCACUGGAGUUCACAGGUUGUACCAGCUUUCCAAAGCAGGAAAAUUGUGUGUUCCCGCCAUGAACGUUAACGACUCGGUGACCAAGCAGAAGUUCGACAACCUAUACUGCUGCCGGGAGUCCAUCUUAGAUGGGCUGAAGAGAACCACUGAUGUCAUGUUUGGAGGGAAGCAGGUGGUUGUCUGCGGCUAUGGAGAGGUGGGAAAAGGAUGCUGUGCUGCCUUAAAGGCAAUGGGCUCCAUCGUCUACGUGACAGAGAUCGACCCCAUUUGUGCCCUGCAGGCGUGUAUGGACGGGUUCCGACUGGUCAAGCUCAAUGAGGUCAUCCGACAAGUGGAUAUUGUGAUCACCUGCACAGGCAACAAGAAUGUGGUGAUCCGGGAGAACCUGGACCGCAUGAAGAAUGGCUGCAUCGUCUGCAACAUGGGUCACUCAAACACAGAGAUCGAUGUGGCCAGUCUGAGGACUCCAGAGCUGACCUGGGAGAGAGUCCGAUCUCAGGUGGAUCAUGUGAUCUGGCCUGAUGGCAAGAGGAUCGUCCUCCUGGCUGAGGGUCGCCUGCUGAACCUCAGCUGCUCCACCGUCCCCACAUUUGUGCUGUCCAUCACCGCCACCACUCAGGCUCUUGCGCUGAUCGAGCUCUACAACGCCCCUGAAGGACGAUACAAGCAGGAUGUCUACUUGCUGCCCAAAAAGAUGGAUGAGUAUGUGGCAAGCUUACACCUCCCCACAUUUGAUGCACACCUGACGGAGCUAAGUGACGAGCAGGCCAAAUAUCUGGGCCUGAACAAGAACGGACCCUUCAAGCCGAACUACUACAGGUAUUAAUCUUGAGAUGGUCUGGAUGAACACAAGACACAGACUCGCCAAGGGAGGGGGCGCUGGAGGACAGACUCAACUCAUCUGCUUCUUAUGUAACAGAGGGGUGGAGCUUCAUAUUGGCUCCAUUAAAUUUACCUGGCAAACCUUUUGUGCCGCCCUCACUUUCACGCGCCUUCUUCUCUUGCCGUUCUUGUGUUUGUCCCAUUGCGCACCCAUCCUCCUUCGCCAUCGCCUGAUCUUUUAUUGUUUUAUUACAACACUAAAUCUAUAAUAUAUCGAUAUACAUAAAAAGACAAAUGCUACAGAAAAAAAGUUUGUACGAAUGAGAAACGUUUUUUUUUUUUUUUUUUGGUGAAGGACGUUUUCUUCUGUUUCUGUCAUUUUUUUUCUACUUAUUGGAGGGCGGGGCUAGAUAAAGUGGGUGGGGUUAGGCAGGAACUCAGGGUCCAAUCAUAUCAAUGCAUUGAUUUAUUUAUGAUUCUUUAUUUUCUGCCCAAUUGUUUCUAUUACUGUACUGAUGUUUGUCUGUGUUCAUGUUUAACAGUUGUACGGCAAUUGUAUUCUGGUUGGUUGACACAAGGUGGCAGUAUUCACUAUUUCAACAGUGGAAAACUUGACCGGUUGAUUUUUGUUUUUGUAAAGCUACCUCCCACAAUACAUUUACAUUUAGUUGCAAUUGACUUGACAAUUGUCACUGAUACGGCAAACAGGAAUAUCUGUAGAUAAAUGUAUGAAGUACAGGCAUGUACCAUCGAAUCAACUUAUUUUCCGACAAACAUUCAUGUUGCUUCAUAUAACUCUGAAUAUUGCAAAUAAGUUUUCUGUAACAUUUCAGAUUUUCCUAACAAUUUAAUUCUGUCAAGUUUGUACGAAUGUUAUUCCACGUUUUCUGGUUGUCCAAAUGUCUGCAUUUUUUCCCCUGAUCAUGUAAUGCAGUAAAAGAUGCGUCAGCUACUUUUUCCUACCCAUUCGGAUUUCAUUUGCUAAAAUGCAGAAUACUGAUCGAUCUAAAUGCUUCAUCAUGAGUGUCCUGUAGUUAUUUCUGCAGUAGCAGUACUUUUGGCAAACCUUGUGCCCUACACUGUGCCAUCUGCAAAGAUUUUUAAUUUAUUUUGUCUUGCAACAUUUGUCCAUCUAGCAGAAACACAAAAAGCCACACUCCUUGUCAAGCUUACUUGAACUGAAGUGCAGAAAUGUUGGUGAGUAAUACAGAACCACAUUGACAACUUGAGAACUAGCAAAAGGUUCAUUGGACGCUCAAUUUCCUGUUCAAUGUCUUUCUUUUAGCAUCGUAUGACCACGGCGUCGCCGAUCCCAGCCUGUAUUUGUGUGUCUAGAUUUCGUGUGUUGUUGUCGUGACCCUCAAAUAAGUCUUAUUUUGUGUGUGUGUUUGUGCGCGCGCACGAGUUAGAAACAAGGCGUGGCCUUUCUGAGCGAUUCCUGAAGUUCGUCUAAAUGUCUCUAUAAAGAUUGUGUGUAAACUUUUUCUCAGACCACAGUUGUUAUCAGCUGCCUCAGGAUGUUGUUGGCCUGUGCGCCAGGGUGGCGUUCAUUACACGUCGCGGUCAACCGACUGCCUUGGGGGCGGGGUCACACCAGCAUCGUAUAUGUAUAUAAUAACUCUAUACAAAUAUGAACACCUGUAGAAGGACAACGAAGAAUCAUCUCCUGUAUUUAUUGUUUCCUCUGAUCUGUUUUGAGUUGUGGAAAACCAGAUGACAUUCGAUGACGAGCAAUAAUUAAAGAAUUCUGUAAUAUGAUACAAAUAA